AUUAUAUUCUAUGAUGUGACAACGCUGUAUUUAAGGUUUGGUUAGGUUUAGGCACCAGAAACACUUGAUUAGGGUUAGGGAAAGAUCAUGCUUUGAGUUACAAACAUCACUCUCGCGAGAUCUUUCGCGGGUCUGGGGUUACCAUCUAGAUACGAGACAAAACAUCGGCGAUUCAACGUGAGGCGGGAAACCCGGGGAGGAGGAAGAAAUGGAUGGACGCGGAGAAAUGGACGGAGAGGCGGAAAGUCUCUCUCCGUCGACUUUAAAACUGUACGAGACGCAGUUCUUCGGUUUCAGCCCGCAGACCUGCAUGCUGCGGGUUUACAGCGCCUUCCAGGACUGCCUGCGGGACAUGUUGCUGGUCGUGGAGAAGGUGUGUGUGAGGCAGCUGAGUAAAGGCGAGUCGGACGGGGCUGAGGAGCUGCUCCGGUGCCGGUCCCGGGAGUGUAGCCGGGAGCUGCAGCAGGUUCUUUUAGACCGGUUCAAGCAGCUGUCUGAGCGGAUGGAGGCGCUGCUCGUGAACCGCUGCUUCUCCGUGCCGCCAAACGUCCUGUUGCCCGAGGACCAGAUACACCGAGACCACCCGCAGGACCCUCAGGAGGUGAUCAGACUGGAAUCGUCCGUGGCGGACCUGCAGAGAGCCUACGAAGCAGAAGUUUGUGCCAGACAGGCCCUGCUGGCCGAGCUGGAGGAGCAGAAGGAGGUGCAGAAUCAGCUGGAUGGGAUCCUGAUGUGGGUCAGAGAGCUCCAGGCGGCCUGGGUGAAGGAGGGAAACGGCAGCUUCCAUGAAAGCUUCCGCCUGGUGAUGGAGUCCAUAAAGAAACUGCAGGAAGCUGUCGGGGAGGUCUGCAGCAAGGCCCCUCACUGAACUGAAUUCACACUUAUGAUCUUUCACCUUGGUGCAAUAAAUAAGUGGACAGUGGA
Messenger RNA from Thunnus maccoyii (southern bluefin tuna), 924 nucleotides. RefSeq names its product MIS12 kinetochore complex component (gene mis12). Gene Ontology annotation, cellular component: chromosome, centromeric region; nucleus. Gene Ontology annotation, biological process: protein localization to kinetochore; mitotic sister chromatid segregation; kinetochore assembly. The record is from RefSeq and is a predicted model, not a curated record. NCBI's taxonomy places the organism in Eukaryota, Metazoa, Chordata, Actinopteri, Scombriformes, Scombridae. The transcript has 2 exons. Bases 209 to 868 code for a protein of 219 amino acids.